CAGUGUGCACGACAACAAUGGAAAGUAACGAGCCACCCGCGACGUGUUUCAAACAUGAUCGUUCCUGUUAAAAAGCAUGUCUAAACACGAAUAUCAAAGGCGAGCGGCGGCAAUCCUUUGUUCCGCGCCGCCGCUGUCUGGUUUAGACAUGCUCCUGGGCUUGUACGAACUUGUUCGUAACGCGGCGACGGCCGCGACGUACACCCAGGACAGGAACGAUCUUGUUUGCGCGGCCCGCUUAUAAAAAGACGGCCCCUCGAGAGACGUCGCUUAGUUGUAAUUGAACCUUUGUUACGUCACGUACUUAUUAUAUUCGUCAGAGUGUGUUAAUGUUAAGUUAAUUGAGUAGUCGCAUAAGUCCACUAUGUGUUAAUAUCGUUUUCUUGUAAAAUCAGUUAAUUAAAGUAUUGUGCUAAAUCAGUACAAGAGUUAUUUCUCCACCACCAUCAUACAGUCCACUGGCUCCCUGACCACAUCACGGGUACGUCGAGGAAACGAUCCACUGCCUGAUCCCUCCGACCCGCACAUUCUGGUCCUUCAGAGCCAAAUCAAGUUCCAGCAACAUGGUGCUAACACGCAGCCGUAGUGGAGAGUCCAAAGGAGAGCAGACCCAGCAAGAGCUUUCUGUGACCGCCGGACCGGGUGCCACCACCCCGGCACCAGAAUCGAGCUCGGUCCGAGUGACGGACACAGGAAGCGGGUCUACGGCGACUACUAACAUCGACGCCACACUCAAGCCCAGCGAUACGAGGUCACGCCGUUCCACGUGUUCGAAAAAGAAGCGCCUCGCAGAGCUAGAGGCCAUAGAACAACUACAGCUGGCUGACAUGAAUGUACAGCAAGCGCAGGCAGAACGAAAGCUGAAAGAACAGCUACAGCUGGCUGAUAUGGAAGUCCAGCAAGCACAGGCAAGGCGACGGCUGAAAGAAAUACAGCUGCAGCGCCUCAGAGUCGAAGCUGAGUCGAGCGACGACGAAGAGUUGAUGGACGACCUCGCCUCCGUGAGGAUUGGAACGUGGCUAGCGCGACCCGCGCCGCCACCCGGAGGUGAGACUCGGCCGCCGCCUCACGACGCCAGCGGCGGGAGGAUCAGCAGAGACGCAGCCCACGCAGCGCGAGCGACGUACACCGGCGCCCCGGCGGGCGCGCAGCCGCUGCGAGACGACGACGGCUACGGCAAAGUGCGUGAAAGUGUGUGUGCGAAUACAAAGGGCAAUAUCGCGAGUGAAGUGUCACACGGCAAUAUUAGUGAUAAACUAAUAGACGUAGGAACCCUCGCCGCGGCACUAGCGCAAGUCACGCGCAGUUCGAGAGAGCCACCGAAGUACAUGCAGCGGCUACCAGUCUUCGAUGGAAAACCCGGUGAGUGGAUAGCGUAUAAGGCCGCGUAUUGUGACUCACACACGUAUUUUUCUAGCGUAGAAAAUAUUGCUAGGAUUAGGUUAAGCCUCAGAGGCGCCGCAAAGGAAGCUGUAGAGUGCCUACUAUUUAGUCAAUCUGACCCUCAGGUCAUUCUAGAUGCACUAGAAAGACGUUUUGGUAGACCUGAGGCCUUGAUAAUGACCGAAUUAGAGAAAGUAAAAUUAUUACCUAGAUUAAAGGAUGACCCUAGGGAUAUUUGUAUAUUUGCUAGCCGUAUUGCAAACACAGUAGGUACAAUAGAAGCACUAAAAAGAAUUCACUAUUUACACAGCCCCGAAAUGUCGCAAUCUAUAAUAGAUAAGUUAACGCCAAUAUUAAAAAAUAAAUGGUACGAUUACGCGGCAAAUAAAAAGCUUGAAGAUACCCCCGUAUUAAAGCUCUUAUCUAUGUUCAUGAAUGAAGAGGCCGACAAGCGUAGCGCGUACGCACAGCCAGAGCGGGAUAGUGAUAGCGCCAUUGAUGUACGACGGCCGCGCAGAGUUGAGCGCACGUUCGUUGUAAAUAAGAAGAAAACAUUAAAUGAGCGAUGCCCGGCAUGCAAACAACUCGGGCACAAAUUGCCAGACUGUAGUAAAUUUAAAGAAUUAGACAUAAAUACUCGUUGGAACAUAGUAAAAUCAAAUAACGUGUGCUUUAAAUGUUUACGAAAUAAACAUAGAAGAUUAACGUGUAAAGCGCCUAUUUGCAACAUAAAUGGAUGCAGUAUGAAACAUCACAAACUAUUACAUAAAGAGCGUAAAGUUGAAGCGACAAACAGUACAGCGCGGCCCGCACCGUCGGUGAAGACACCUGUUAUCACCCCCGAAUCCGUGACGUCAGCGCGGGAUCGAUCAACGAAUUCGCCUAAGAACCGCCGCGCGUAUUUAAAGAUAGUUCCCGUAACAUUGAGCGGACCACAUUCAAGUUUAGAUACGUACGCCUUGUUAGACGAUGGUAGUACAGUUACCUUGUUAGACGCGACCGUAGCUGACAUCCUAGGUAUAGAUGGGCCAGCAAGCUCUAUGUGGAUACAAGGUAUAGGCACAGAGGUCAAGCAUGAACAAAGCCGAACCGUCAAUCUCCACAUACAAGGCAAGCACCAUAGCGCCCCACAGAAGAUAGAGUCGGCGCGCACUGUAACUAGGUUGGAAAUCAUGGCGCAAACUGUACAAACUGAAGACAUAAACAAUUGCAAACAUUUAGACGACAUACGUAGCACUCUUGUUUAUGAACACGCGCGACCGAUGAUCUUGAUUGGCCAAGAUAACUGGCAUUUAUUGGUAGCCACAAAAACACGUACAGGUGCGCGUGAUCAACCGGUAGCAUCAUACACAAAACUCGGUUGGGUGUUGCAUGGAUGUCAAUAUUCCGUAAAUAAAAUCGUAGAUACAUUUUGCGGUCACAUUCAAAGUAAAGAAAAUCGGGAACCAAUUGAAGAAACAAUGAAAAACUUUUUCAAAUUAGAAUCAUUAGGUAUAGAACCUAGGAUACCUAAAGAUGAUCCUCAACAACGAGCAUUAGAUAUCCUAGAGAAGAAGAGUCGACGUUUGCCCGACGGCAGCUUCGAGACGGGACUAUUAUGGAAAGAAGAUGAACCUAGAAUCCCGAAUAACUACCUAGGUGCACUAAAACGACUAGAAAGUCUAGAAAGGCGUCUAGAUAAGGAUGAAAAUCUCAAGAGUCAAUACUUGCAACGCCUUGACAAUCUAUUCAACUCGGGCUAUGCAGAAAAAGCACCCGAGACAUGCACACCGAAUAAAACCUGGUACUUACCUCACUUCCCAGUAGUCAACCCAGCCAAGCCACAUAAGCCGCCACGACUUGUACAUGACGCAGCAUCAAAGUCAGCGGGUCUGUGCCUAAAUGACCUACUUCUACCGGGACCUGACCUAUUACAAUCACUGCCCGGAGUUUUAAUGCGUUUCCGUCAAAAUAAAAUAGCUGUGUCAGCGGACAUAAAAGAAAUGUUUAUGAGGAUAAAGAUAAGAGAAGAAGAUCGCGAUGCUCUGAGAUUUUUAUGGCGUGGUGAUCAACGAAAUGGACCGCCAGCCCAAUAUCGCAUGACAUCUGUUAUAUUUGGCGCUACGUCAUCUCCAUGCACGGCGUUAUACAUAAAAAACCGCAACGCCAAAGAAUUUGCCGAUAAAUAUCCAGCCGCCGCGUCAGCGAUAAUAAAUAAUCACUAUAUGGAUGAUUAUCUUCAAAGUUUUUCCAGCGAAGAGGAAGCCAAGAAAAUAACAACGCAAGUAGAUUAUAUUCAUAAAAAAGCCAACUUUAUUUUAUGUGGUUGGAUAUCAAAUAAUAAAAAUGUGUUAAACAAUGACCUCGCACCUUCACAAGAUAUAAAAGUAUUAGGCGGCGACGAUUCGGAGAAAGCCCUAGGAUUACGAUGGGAUACUAAGAAAGAUUGCUUUAUAUUUCGAAUCAAUAAAAACAAAACACCUGAAGUAUUAUUAAACAACACACGCCCACCCACCAAACGUGAGGCACUCAGCAUAAUUAUGUCUGUAUUCGACCCACUAGGAAUUAUAUCACCUAUCACUAUACCAGCUAAAAGAAUACUUCAAAACACAUGGAAGUACAAAACGGAGUGGGACAAGCCUUUACCCGAGGAGCUGCAACCAAAGUGGAAAGAAUGGAUGAAGUCACUUAGUACUAUAGAAACGUUGCAGAUCCCACGUUGCUACGAUUACGGCGACGUCAUAGCAAGAGAAGUACAUACGUUCGUAGACGCAAGCGAGGAGGCAUACGCCGCAGCGGUGUACUGGCGAACUGAAAGGUCAGAUGGCAGCGUACAAGUGACCUUGGCGGCAGCCAAAAGCAGGGUAGCCCCACUCAAACCUGUAUCAAUACCUAGAUUAGAGCUACAAGCUGCGCUACUAGGAGCGCGCCUAGCCAGGACGGUUGUACAGGAACAUGAUUAUGAGGUGAAUAACCUGACAUACUGGAGCGACUCUACCACCGCACUAGCCUGGAUUCAAGCUGAACCACGCACGUUCAAGACUUUCGUAGCGCAUCGUGUCGCUGAAAUUGAGGAACUUACGAAGAAAAACGAAUGGAAGUGGUUACCCUCGAAAGAUAAUGUCGCAGACGACGCGACACGCAACACGCCGGAAUACUUUAACUCGGAUCAUAGGUGGUUUCACGGCCCCGAGUUCCUUAGAAAAAGCAGAGAUGAAUGGCCACAGGAUAAAAAGGUCAUCGCCCCCAUGGACACGGGCGAAGAACGAGUCAAAUGUAAUUUAAUCAACGACACAAAAAUCAACGAACAUCUUCCAAUUAUUACUCGUUUCUCCAAAUGGAUACGACUGAUAAGGACGACUGCAAGAGUACUUCAGUUCAUCGACCUUUGUAGACCUGCUAAACAUACUGUUGAGUAUAAGUGUACUAAGAAAAAGGUUUCAAAAGACCCAACGUGGAAAAGCAUAAAUAAAAGCAAACCCGUUAAAAAAGAUACGCAAACUACAUCAAAUAAUAAAACAGCCAAUAACUACAUAACAUUACCCGCUUCUUAUAUUAAACGCGCCGAAGAACAAUGGAUCAAGGGCGCACAAGCCGAAAGCUUUUCAAAAGAAAUCGCCGCCAUGCGAGAUAACAAAGCGACACCCGGCGACGGCCCGUUAUCAGUGCUAAGUACAUACUUAGACAGCGCAGGUGUCUUACGUUUGCGCGGGAGAAUAACAGCAGUGCAAGACGUAAAUGAAGAAAUAAAAAACCCUGUUAUACUCGAGGGUCAGCACGGGUAUACGAGGUUAUAUAUUGCGUACAUACACGAAAGUCUACAUCAUGGCGGGACCGAGAUAACAGUGAAUGAGUUAAGACAGCGCGUUUGGAUUACAAAACUAAGACCAUCUGUUAAAAAUGUUAUCAAGGGCUGUUUAUAUUGCAGAAUAAGAAAAGCAAAGCCAGCUAAUCCCUCUACGGGAAAUCUACCGUACCCUCGUUUAGCUCACCAUGCACGUCCUUUCACUUUUACUGGAUUAGAUUAUUUCGGCCCUAUAUCUGUCACUGUAGGUAGGCACAAAGAGAAAAGAUAUGGAGCCUUAUUUACUUGCUUAACAUGUAGAGCAGUACAUAUAGAAAUAGUUAGGUCGCUUAGCGCAGAUUCAGCUAUCGCCGCCCUCAGGCGAUUCAUAGGUAGGAGAGGUAGUCCGAAAGAAAUAUGGAGUGAUAACGCCACCUGUUUUAAAGCGGCUGAUAGGGAGUUAGGUGAAAGCGCCUUAAGCGCUUUAGGUUGUGAGUCACACGCGCGGUCUAUAAGCUGGAGGUACAUACCGCCCGCAUCACCGUUUAUGGGCGGAGCUUGGGAAAGAAUGGUGAAGGCAGUCAAGGAAUCACUAUACGUCACAUUGAAGGAAGUUCACCCAUCUGAGGAAACCCUCGCUACGCUACUCGUAGAAGUGGAAAAUACUGUCAACUCCAGGCCACUCACACAUGUGAACGUAUCACCAGACGAGCCCGAAGCUCUCACACCUAACCAUAUUUUGAUUGGGCCUAACCCACAUGUACCCUCACCGGGUAACUUCACCGCAGCAGACGUCACAGCACGACAACAAUGGCGACGCGCCCAAGCGCUCGCAGACGUCUUUUGGCGAAGAUGGGUCCGUGAAUACCUGCCACUCCUACAAAACCGGCGGGAGCCCUACGGCAGCGGCACCCCACCCAAGGUUGGAGACGUCGUUGUUAUCUGCGACCCUAACCUCCCCCGCAACACUUGGCCCAAAGGAAGGGUGACGCGAGUGCUACCAGGUGCGGAUGGAGAGGUACGAGUGGUAGACGUCAUAACCAGAGGACUUGAACUACGAAGACCAACAAAGCGCAUUGUCGUGCUCCCCACGGAGUCGCCUGAUGGCGACGGCGGGAGAAGUGUGCACGACAGCAAUGGAAAGUAACGAGCCACCCGCGACGUGUUUCAGACAUGAUCGUUCCUGUUAAAAAGCAUGUCUAAACACGAAUAUCAAAGGCGAGCGGCGGCAAUCCUUUGUUCCGCGCCGCCGCUGUCUGGUUUAGACAUGCUCCUGGGCUUGUACGAACUUGUUCGUAACGCGGCGACGGCCGCGACGUACACCCAGGACAGGAACGAUCUUGUUUGCGCGGCCCGCUUAUAAAAAGACGGCCCCUCGAGAGACGUCGCUUAGUUGUAAUUGAACCUUUGUUACGUCACGUACUUAUUAUAUUCGUCAGAGUGUGUUAAUGUUAAGUUAAUUGAGUAGUCGCAUAAAUCCACUGUGUUAAUAUCGUUCUUUUGUAAAAUCAGUUCAUUAAAGUAUUGUGCUAAAUCA
Molecule: messenger RNA, 6683 nt
Organism: Spodoptera frugiperda (fall armyworm)
Lineage: Eukaryota; Metazoa; Arthropoda; Insecta; Lepidoptera; Noctuidae
Exons: 1
Coding region: 564-6293 (1909 amino acids)
Biological process (GO): DNA integration; proteolysis
Molecular function (GO): aspartic-type endopeptidase activity; nucleic acid binding
Source: RefSeq, a predicted model, not a curated record